AUGAAACAGUCACUUGACCUCAAAGAAAUGGAAGUGACAUCACAUGACAUGCGGCUAUCUUUCACAUCUGCCUCAAAAAUCCACCAUCUCACUUUCGCCUUUUCCACUUCUGAAGAGCUGACUUGUCCACAAUUACUCUUUUCCAUUCUCUUUAUUGCUUUACUCCGUUCUAUUCAUAUCUGUCUGUCUAUCUAUGUAUCUUUGUAUCUAUCUUUGUAUCUAUCCAUGUAUCUAUCUAUGUCUGUUCAUAUCUUUCAUAUCUAUCUAAUCUGUUCAUAUCUAUCUAUUUAUCUAAGUCUGUUCAUAUCUAAGUCUAUUCAUAUCUAUCUAUCUAUCUAUCUAAUCUAUUCAUAUCUAUCUAUCUAUCUAUCUAAGUCUAUUCAUAUCUAUCUAUCUAUCUAUCUAUCUAAGUCUAUUCAUAUCUAUCUAUCUAUCUAUCUAAGUCUAUUCAUAUCUAUCUAUCUAUCUAUCUAUCUAAGUCUAUUCAUAUCUAUCUAUCUAUCUAAGUCUAUUCAAUCUAUUCAUAUCUAUCUAUCUAUCUAUCUAUCUAAGUCUAUUCAUAUCUAUCUAUCUAUCUAUCUAAGUCUAUUCAUAUCUAUCUAUCUAUCUAUCUAUCUAUCUAUCUCUCUCAGUCGGUUUCGAGCAUGUCGGAUCAAACAACGAUUCUCUCUCUCUCUCUCUCUCUCUCUCUCUCUACUCUCUCUCUCUCUCUCUACUCUCUCUCUCUCUCUCUCUCUCUACUCUUCCAUCGAAUUUAACAUAUGA
Molecule: messenger RNA, 765 nt
Organism: Acanthosepion pharaonis
Lineage: Eukaryota; Metazoa; Mollusca; Cephalopoda; Sepiida; Sepiidae
Source: the annotation of a GenBank genome assembly